GCCCGUUGCCUGACCUGGAAACACCCCGAGAUAUGUACGGUAGCUGAAGCAGAACGAAGGAUUCGAGACGGACGACAUAGGUAGGUAUCCCUGAGGUACCGCACAGCGAACCCAAAUCUCGGACAAGCCUAGACGAGAGGUUUCAUUUCCUGAACCGGCAGCAUCCUUUAAGAAACCUCCGUAAGCUGCCGGCGGUAUCGGUAUUUGUUGAACUUACAUCUCACGUAAGAAUUGUCGGAAUCAAAUACAGAGGCCAUUCCAGUGAAGAGAGAAGUAUCUGUUGCUUCCUCACUGCUGGACGAUCCCAUCCUUGGUUCAAUCACCAAGGCAUCGAACCGACACAGCCAUGACCGCCGUGAUGGACGCAUCGGAGGAGCUGAUCCGCCCUCUUGGGCCCAGUCUGGGAGGUCGAGCCAUCCCAGACGUAAUGGACACCGCCGUCGCCAAUGUUGUCCUCGCCAUCCCCUUCCUAAGCGUAGGCAUUGUUGGUGAGGAUACCAACAAGGCCGCGUUCGUCCAGUGUCCUUCUAUUGAUCUCGAGCACCAUGUCGAGUACGUCGAAGAGGAGGGCACGGAAUCCGGCACCCAGGACUCCGUCCUGCUCAGAAUUCUUGAAAACCAGCACGAUCGGCCCUGGCCCGAGAUAGAGCACCGGCCGCCGUGGAAGCUGACCGUCAUCGUCCGAGACUCCGCGCCUGAGGAUGGCCGGAUAGUGCUCGAUGCAGUAUUUGCGGUCCACCAUGCCGUGGCCGAUGGACGGAGUACCGCGCUAUUCCAUAGAAAACUUCUCGGUGAGCUCAACCACUCGUCGGGUCAGCCGGCACAGCUUAUGGGCCGCGUUUUGGAUGUGAAGGGCGCCGGCGUUGGCGAGCUCGUUCGGCCCCAAGAGGAGCUUGUCAAAUUCGACUUAUCUUGGGGGUUUCUCCUCCAAACACUGUGGGGUGAGCUCGCCCCAGCCUGGCUCCGGAGGCAGCAGCCUGCCGCCCCCUGGGCUGGAAAAGUCAUCACGCCCGCGCCGUGCCGGACAAGACUGCGGCUUGUGACGGUCCCAGCCGUCACCGUGACCGGGGUUCUCGCUGCUUGUAGGGAGCACCAAACAACGCUUACACCAUUGCUUCACGCUCUGGCACUGGCUUCGCUCGCCAGACAUGUCCCGGAAGACGAGGCCGUGGCAUUUCACAGCUCGACGCCCAUCGACCUGCGGCCGUUCAUCGACAGCAAUUCGUUUCUUGGUGGCAGAAGCCGAGAUCUAUUCGGUGUUUUUGUCACAGGCCAAUAUCACACCUUUGGUACCUCGACCAUCACAACGCUGCGUGCCGAGCCCUCCCUGGACCAGAUCUGGAGGGUAGCGGUCGACUUGCGAGGCAGCAUGAAACAGCACAUCAACAACAUACCAAGAAACGAUAUUAUGGGCGUGCUUGGCUGGAUUACCGACUGGCGGAAGUUCUGGCUCUCCAAGGUGGGAAAGCCGCGCCAACAAACUUGGGAGGUGUCCAACAUCGGGUCGAUGCCGGGCGGCCACGCUGAGAGGGAAGAGACGAGUGGACGCUGGAAAAUUGGGCGUUCUCACAUGUCCCAGGGAGCUACCGUUACUGGUGCCGCCAUUAGUAUCAGCCCAUUCGCCGACAGCACUGCAAGUCCCAGCGCCGUCUCUCUGGUGCAGACCCGCGCAAAAUCAAACCGGCUUCGGCCACAGGACCAGGGCGUCGUUGUCCGCCUGCUCGAGGACAUUCCCAAGUUUGGGCGCAAGGAUGCUAUCUUCCGAGUCGAGCGAGGGCGCAUGCGCAACCAGUGGUAUCCCAACAAGAAGGCCGAGUACAUGACGGCGUCGCGUUUCCGCGAGCUCGGUUUGACGCGCGAUGACAUUGGCGAGCGGGAUAUCAUAUUCGGUACCCUGGAACCCGCCGACGUCGACGAUGCGCCCGAGGUUCCAAUCACCACCGUGCGCACCACUACUCCCGAAAGGGCCCACACUCUCCUCACCACUUCGAUCCCAGAGACGCUCACCUUCCACCGCAAACCUAUCCCGGCGCCAGCUCCUGCCCCGCCGACUCAAUUUAUCUCGCCCCUCGUCGCUUCCGCAAACCCAGAUUCCGCACAAGAUCAAAACACUCCUCUGGUUAUUUACGGCUCUGUGUCAGCCACCGAUAUCGUGGGGUACAUCAAGGGACUCCUGGCGGGUGACGCUGACGGCAGCCGCAUUGUAUUGGGGCCAGAAGACAUCAAAUUCCGGGGCCUGUCUGAGGAUACCGACAGGGUCAAGGCGCUGGGCCGUUGGGAAGUUGAGAUCUCAGUCGGUGGCAGGGGGUUGGAACCCGUCCGCAAAGUGGUCGAAAUUCUUCCCGUGGCUGAAAAGGCGGGUGAAGCUGACGCACAGCCUGCUCCAUGAACACACGCAGCUUGGUCACCUCCUUCGGCCGUAUGGUGCUGCGGAUGCUUUUUCAGCUGAGGCCGGAUCAAUUGUAGGAUAACAUGUAUGUACAACUGUACACUAAAAGUGCUGCUUUCCGACUUGUCGUACGAUGACACAUUCCGCUGCCAGCUGCAGAAUUAGGACGCAGGAGCGCAGGACCUCAAUCAACCGCAAGCCGUCCGACGGCGGCUGGCCUAUG
Messenger RNA from Parathielavia appendiculata, 2612 nucleotides. RefSeq lists its product as uncharacterized. Gene Ontology annotation, molecular function: N-acetyltransferase activity. The transcript is spliced from 5 exons. NCBI's taxonomy places the organism in Eukaryota, Fungi, Ascomycota, Sordariomycetes, Sordariales, Chaetomiaceae. Bases 347 to 2389 code for a protein of 680 amino acids. The record is from RefSeq and is a predicted model, not a curated record.